This is a messenger RNA of Diorhabda carinulata, 20307 nucleotides long. RefSeq names its product histone acetyltransferase KAT6B. The coding region runs from base 537 to 9503 and encodes 2988 amino acids. The transcript has 20 exons. The record is from RefSeq and is a predicted model, not a curated record. NCBI's taxonomy places the organism in Eukaryota, Metazoa, Arthropoda, Insecta, Coleoptera, Chrysomelidae. Gene Ontology annotation, molecular function: histone acetyltransferase activity; DNA binding. Gene Ontology annotation, cellular component: nucleosome; MOZ/MORF histone acetyltransferase complex. Gene Ontology annotation, biological process: nucleosome assembly; regulation of DNA-templated transcription.
AAUGUGCGCGCGCUUAACGCGACCUGUAUCAUUUCGUCACAUAUAUUAACCUUUUGUUGUAUUGCUUUGAAGUUAAUUAUGUCCAUCAAAAAAUAAUUAAUAUGAUACUAAGCAUGUAAAGUUAUCGAUCAGUGAUUGAAUUUUGCAUAUCAUAAAUUUCGUUCGAAGUGUUAUGAUUGAAGUGAAACAAAAACGGUGUUUGAUGGAAAGUACAGAAUAUUUUCUAGAGAGAACAGAAAUAUCUCGACCGUUGGUUGCCGCCGGAAGAGUGGCUUGUCAUAGUCAUCAGACAAUUAAAUAUUGUCACAUUCUAAACGUCUGGUGUAUAUUUCGAAGUGAUAUUUAAUAUAACAUAUUUGUGAGAAUAGUGUGAAAUCAUUUGAAAUUUAUUAUUACGCUUGAAAAACUAUUAAUAGGCGAAAACAAAUAAUGUUCACUAUUUCACUCGCCCAAGAUGGCUGCCGUCGGAUUUCAUUUUACUUUUAUAUUGCGUAUGAACUACUCAUUAUUUCAGCGUGGACAGUAAUGAACCGUAUAUGAAACAUUUUACGACAUACAAAGGUUAUAUAGGAAUGUGUGAUCCCAGGGAAGUGUCCCAGCAAGUCUGGUCCCAGUGGAUAUUAGAAGCAAUAAGAAAAAUACGUUCUCAGAAGCAGAGACCAAGUGCUGAAAGGAUUUGUCAUGCCAUUAGACAACACCAUAACUAUCAUGAAGAUGUAAUUGGUGAACACUUAGAGGCAGCAGUAAAAGAAGGUGUAGUUUUGAAGGUUUUCAAUAAAGGACAAAGUUCCUAUAAAGAUCCAGGUGGUAUCCAGAGCAUUCUCAGAAUCGAGCAAGGCAGUGAUAUAACUAAAGUAGUUGCUAAAGCUGUUCGAGAAUUAGGAGAAAGGGAUGGUUCUUCUAUGAAAUCUAUCGAAAAACACAUAAGGCAUUCACAUACGAUUGAAGAAUCCAACGAAUGCGAUUUAAAAAGCGCCAUUAAUACGGCUAUCAAGAGAGCCCUUACAAAGAAUACCAUCGUACAGGAUGGUAAAAAUUUUAAAUAUAAUUAUAAUCAUCCGAGUACGGGAGCUAAAAGAAAAUCAGAAGGAACUAGAAGGUCUUUGAACCAAGAAGAUUCUAUUCUGCAACCUAAGACACCGACUCCUUUGCCUAUAUGCUCUGAAUGUUUGGGUACCGAAACGAAAAAUCGGAACGGAGUUUUCGAAAAGUUAAGUGCCUGUUUCGAAUGUGGAGCCCUGGUUCAUUUAUCGUGUACCUCCAAAGAACAGGAACUAUCUACUUUAUUGGUAAAAGGUGGUAAAUGGUUUUGCGAGGAAUGCAAGACGUGCGAUGGUUGUGGUAAUACAGGAAUAUCCAUGUGUCUGUUAUGUUGCUGUAGCUGUGACCGGAAAUACCAUAUGGGUUGUUUAGAUCCUCCGGCAGAGAAAAAACCAAAGUGCCCAUGGAGGUGUAAACAUUGUUUAAAUCAUCACGACAACAAGAAUUCUAAAAAGCCAGGUAACGGCGUACGUAGAAAAUUGGACAAAGUUAGGGAGAAGAUAAAAGAAAAAAAUCAAAAAUCAAAAGAUGUAGGAUUAACUCCAGCCACAGUGCCCCCCUCUGCUAAAAACGAUAAUAUUAAAACCUCAGUUCGAAAGAACAGAGUUCCUCCUAUAAAUGAUAGCGAUAAAAGCGAAUUUGAAAAUAUCUCCAAUACCAAUUUAGAAAAAACGAAACAAGAAAAUGAACAGCUGGAUGUUAAUGAUAAAAUGUCUAAAGAAAAGCAGAAGUUCUUUAGAAGUUCGGCUUUCAAUUCAGAAAAGAAAAAAGAUGGAAUCGGUAAAAAAAUUGAUAAAAGCUCUAAAAAGGAGAAGGAACAAACUAAUAAUGGUGAAAAGUUAAAAAACGCAAGUUCUGCAAAAAAUAAAAGAAAUUCCAAGGUACAAAACAGUGAGAAAAAUAAAACAUCAACAGUGAAUUCAGAAUUGAAUACAGAUUUGAAAGCACCGUCCAAUACAAAUGAAAAACCAACAGAUGAAAAAGAACAAUCUGAAGACGAAGAUAGUAAUGACAGUUCUUCAGAGGAUAGUUCGUCUUGCGUUUCAUGUUCCGAUUCGGAAACUGAUUCGUCCAUUGAUAAUUCAGAUUCGAAAACGAGCAUGCGGAAUAUAAAAAUACCCAAUAUAUUUAACACCAAACAAAAGAAUGUCAAUACAUUUGGCGGUAUGGCUACUGAUGAAGAUAAACCUUGGGGAUUUGCAGCCGCUGCUGCAGAAGCAAAACAAAAAGAAUCUAAACUCGAAGAAUCACCAACAAAAAAAUCCAAAUGUAACGAGAAUCUGUUUAUAACCGCUCUAAAGGAAGAAGGAUUGCUAAAAGAUAAUGCGGUAGUUUCUCCCACUAAAGUUGACGAUAUAUCUUCAGAUAAAUCACAGAAAACUCCAGGAUUUGGACAACUCAAAGGUCUUUUUGAUGGUCUAUCACAUCUGUUUGCGGCUCCUUCGGAGAGUCGAGCCAGCAGAUCACAGCCUAAUUACAAUCCAAAUAGAAGAAAACCAAAAGAUGCAAAAGAUGAAGACUGUCAAAUUGAAGAAAAGAAACCCGACGCUGUAGAUUUUAAAGAAACUAUAGAGGAAAAAAAGUUAGUGGAACCUACGAAGAUUCCAAUACAGUUGUCACCACUUCGAGCUGAUGCGAUAAUCGAACCAGAUACGGACACCAGAGUCAAACCAGAGGUAGAAUGUAAAGCCGAAUCCAUACCUGCCGAAUCUAUCUCUGAACCUAAAGCGGAAAAUUCUACUUCUUUGACACCGUCAAAUUUGGUGAAAACGGCAGUUAAUUCUAAACAACACGAGAAGAGGAAAUUGAUUAAAUCUGAAAAUCAGAACGUUCCUAUAUCGGAAACGCCAACUACCUCUCAAGUUAAGACAAAAACUGACAAUGAACCCAGAAGUAUGAAGAAGAGGAAUCAGAAUGUAGCGAAUCCGCCGGCUGUGCCUUACCAAAAUAACUCUAUAAUUGAUAUUAAGAAUAUACAUUUAGCACCGGGAGUCACUCAGAAAGAUGUCGAGCUUUUUAAGGAAGCUAGAGAAAGAGCUGCUGAAGCGACAGCGGCGCUGUUACCUAUUCCGGUGCCGCCUAAAGUUGAAGUAGCACUGAAUACAUCUAAUUUGGGUCCAUUGAACGCACCAUUGGAAAUAAGAUGCCCUUCGGCGAUAGAAUUUGGGAAAUAUGAAAUAAAAACUUGGUAUUCAAGUCCCUUUCCCCAAGAAUAUGCCAGGUUACCAAAAUUGUUUCUUUGCGAGUUUUGUCUCAAAUAUACAAAAAGCAAGGCAGUAUUAGAAAGACAUCAAGACAAAUGUACUUGGAGACAUCCACCAGCUACAGAAAUUUAUCGAUGUAAUGACUUGUCUGUAUUCGAAGUUGAUGGAAAUGUUAACAAAAUCUAUUGUCAAAAUUUAUGUCUGCUGGCUAAAUUAUUUUUGGAUCACAAAACAUUAUACUACGACGUAGAACCGUUUCUAUUCUACGUUUUGACAAAGAAUGACAAAAAAGGAUGUCAUUUGGUAGGAUAUUUUUCCAAAGAAAAGCAUUGCGUGCAAAAAUACAAUGUUUCUUGUAUUAUGACAAUGCCGCAGUAUCAGCGACAAGGAUUCGGAAGAUUUUUAAUCGAUUUUAGUUAUUUACUUUCAAAAGAAGAAGGUCAACCUGGCACUCCUGAAAAACCCCUUUCCGAUUUAGGAAAAGUUUCCUAUUAUGCUUAUUGGAAAUCGGUGAUAUUAGAAUACCUCUACACUCAUCGCAUUGCCAAAUUGAAAUUAACAGAAAUAAGUAGGGAUACUGGAAUGUACUGUCAAGAUAUAUCAUUGGCGCUUCAAUUACUCGGUUUUAUUAAACUCGUACCGAUGGAAGAUGGUGUCAGCAGGCCAGUCAUUUGUGUUGAUUGGAAGAAGGUCGAUGCACAUAUGGAAAGAGUAAGGAACUCCAAAACCAGAAUACCAAUUGAUUAUGAAUGUCUAAGAUGGACACCUCUUGUAACACAACCGAUAAGUCAACUGAUCGAAUCGAAACCAGAAGAUAGUCCUGAACUUAAAGAAACGGCGAAUAUUAUAGUACCAAUGCCGGAGAAAAUUAUAAUAGAAGCGCACAGCGGAGUUAAAUUGAAAAGAGGAAGAAAACGAAAGAUUUCGUUGACAUCUUCUAGAGUAAACAAAUCGAGUAAAUUAGAAGUGAAGACUCCUUUGAAUAGCUCGUCAAUCGAGGGAAAUGAAAACGCAGAAAUCGAGAUUACUUCGUCGGGUAGAAAAAGAACGAGACCUAGUAAAUUUAACGAAACCACUUUCGGUGAUAUAAAACCGAAAAAUCAAGACAAUAAUAAGAGGAAACUAAUAGAAAAAGUUACAUCAAGGAAAAGAUUGAAAACUGAUUUAAUAGUUGAGAAAGCUGACGAGGGAGCUAAUCAACAAAGUAACAAAAUACCAGUUGCUACUAGGGGUAACAAUAGAUCAUCAAAUACACCAAAGACUUCAGUGAAAAAUGAUACGCUGGAGGAAUCAAUUACCAAACCAAAGAAAACUUCCGUUACCAAAGAACGGAUUUUGGGCGAAAGAUGGUCUCAGAGACGAGUGAAGAAGCAACAAGAACAGAAGGAGAAAGAAAAACUAAAGAUUGAAGAAACGAAUGUCGAAAAUGUCAGAGCAAAAUCGGAAUCGGAAUUGCAAGAAACGUUGAAGGUCACCACAAAAACGAAUAUCGAAAACACAUCUCAAACUAUUGGUGAUGUUUCACUUAAUACGCCUCAACAUAAAUCGAUUGGGAAAAGAAUGCGAAAGAAACGUGGUUGGGGCAAGGCUAAAACGCGAGGAAAAAUCGUUAAACAGUUGACUUUACAUGAAAUGAUAAAACAGAAUUUACAAAAAGACAGUGAAAGCGAAUCUUUAAUAUCUGAAAAGUCUGACGAAGAAACCACAAAGGAACCUGCGAAUACACCCAUCACUCCGGAAAAAGAAAAAAUUAAGCCCAGAAAAGAAGAUAAAAUUAAACGAACUUCUAGAAUAUCUACAGAAGAAGACUCUAGUGCUGAAGCUGAUGAUGAAAUGGAAAAUGAUGAAUUACCUGUACAGAAAGAAAUUUCACCAGUAAAUAAAUUCAAGUAUACCAAAGUUAGUCCUCCAAAAGAAAAAUUGGAUGCCGCCCAAAAAAAUGUUGCUGUAAAGGAUGAUAAAACAGAAAAAACCGAACAUUCUCAAUCUCCAUUAUAUACUACAACAUCCGAAUCUGAAAUGGAGAUAGAUGGACAAAAAAUCAAAACUAUAUCUCAUAGAGAAGUAUUCAAAAGUGGUUUAAUAGUGCCUCACAUAAAACAGACCGAUCUUACGAUCAAUCGAGAACACGAAGUAACUCCACUCGAAACAGUGAAUUUAGAUCAUCUAAAAGAUUAUUCUCAAAUCGAAUCUGGUAGAAAAUCGACCGAUAUGGAACUAGAGAAAUUCGAUGAUACCCACAAAAACAAUAUAAUUGAACCUAAACAAAAUGUAAUAGUCGUCCCAGAGAAGACUCUCGAAAAAAUGGAGACAAGUGAUACCCCCACAGUUGAAAAUCCAGGAAACAGGAUUACCAAAUUUUUGGAAAAUGCUCAAAAAAUUUUAGAAGCUGUUGAAGAGACUGCCCCGAUUUCUCCUCCUGUACAAGAAAAUGCUAUAUCACAAAAUAACGCAUCAGAAAAGAAUGCUACAAAAGAUGAUAUCAACUUCGUAAAGUCUCAAGGAGAAUCUGAUAACGUUAAAACUAACGACAAGAUAUAUGAAGGAUCAAAUGAAGAUAAACAGGUUUCUGAAAAACCUAUCAAAAUACCAAAUGAUAUGGUGUCAAAUAUUCCCCAUCAAACCGAAAAAGUCGUUGAAGCUAGUAUAGUAGACAGUUCAGCUGAGCCUCAAAUCCCAAAACAAAAGUCUGAUCAAGUCCAAACACCAACACAACUUUUACCACAGAUCCAGACACCAGUCAAUUGUCAAAAUCAAAAACAAGAUCAAUCAACUCAGAAACAAAGUGGGUUUAUAGUCCAAAAACAAAACCAAUAUCAAACUGAGAAACCAAUGGAAUCUCCAAAGCAAAUUAAUCAUCAGGUUUCUAAAAAUACAACUUAUAUAACGCAAAACGAACCUCCAAUAUCUAAAUUUGAUCCUCAAACUCAGAAGAAAAACGAACCUCAAUCCAAGCCGCCAGUAUACAAAUCUUGUGAUUUCCAUAUUAAAAAAACUAGUGACCUUCCAGUGGAUCAGCAUACUCAAAAAUCGCUUGAUGUUUCGGUAUCGCCUUUAAAUGAGAUUUCUAGAAAAACCAUCGAUGUUCCUCUACAGCGAUCUGCAGAACUUUCUUGUCAACAACCUGUCGAUCUUCUUCAAAGAUCUCUGCAACAACCUCUAGAAGUUUAUCAACAGAGACCAACAGAAGUUUCUCAGCAGCGCCAACUAGAAAUUUCUCAGCAGCGACCACUAGAAGUGUCUCAACAGCUACCACUAGAAGUGUCUCAACAGCGCCCACCAGAAGUUUCUCAGCAGCGACUACCAGAAGUUUCUCAGCAGCGACCACUAGAAGUAUCUCAGCAGCGACCACCAGAAGUUUCUCAGCAGCGACCAUCAGAAGUAUUUCAACAGCGACCACCAGAAGUAUCUCAGCAGCGACCACCAGAAGUUUCUCAGCAGCGACCACCAGAAGUUUCUCAGCAGCGACCACCAGAAGUGUCUCAGCAGCGACUACCUGAAAUUUCUCAGCAACGACUGCCAGAAGUUUCACAGCAACGAUUACCAGAUAUUUCACAGCAUCGACUACCAGAAGUUUCUCAGCUGCGACCACCAGAAGUCUCUUACCAGCGCCCUUCAGAAGUUUCUCAGCAGCGCUCAUCAGAAGGUUUUCAGCAGCGAUCCGUAGAAGUUCCUUUGCAGAGACCUGUGGAACAGAGGCCUAUGGAUUUUCCUUCAUUAAAUGCUAUUUCCGAAGAAUCGAAUCCUAGGAAAAACACCGAAUCUGUGAUUCAAAAACAGGUGCGACAAACAACAGAACGCAAGAUUAAUCCCGAUCAAGAGACUCAAAAAACUUUGAAAUCCAAACCAGUAGAAAAGCCACAAGAAAGGGCGACGGAUCAUAAACUGAGUGUGUUGCAACAUCUGCCAAUGCAAACGCAAGAAAUGAAACCCCCAGAAAAAGUGUCUUCUCGCGAAAUGAAAUACUCUGAAUCUAGAAAUAAUGUUCAUGCGGAUAUAAAGACGCACGAACAUCACGAUAGUAAAACCAAAAUAGAACCAAAAAUAUCACCAAAACAAGAAACGUCAAAAUCAGAGAGCCGAAAAGAAAAAUACGACGAGAAACGAUAUCAUCAAAAAUUGCAUGAAGAAAAAUGUAUGUAUGAAGCACAACAGAAGAUGCACAUGGACAGUGAGAGUCUUUUAGCCAAUGCCAUGACCGAAAAUUAUAUGACGCAAGCUCAAUACCAUUGGCAGUGGGAAAGGCUGUGGGGAAAGAAUAUUUAUUAUGAUAAUAAGGGUUAUACACAUCCAAUGCUUCAUCAGUUCGCUCCUCUGGACAUGUUACCGAAACAACCAACAUGUGAGAAAGAAAAAUCUAAAUCUCAUAGAUACUCCAGUCAAAGUAGCAGUACUAGUGGUAGUUCAAGUAACAAAAAGGAAUCGAGCAGGAGUGAGAGUAGAGAAAAACAUUCUUCUCCUAAAAAGGAAGAUAAAAAAUUGCGACACGAACAAGAAUCUUCUAGUACGAUUAAAAUGGAAGAAUCAUCAAAGUCCGCUAGCUGUUCAUACAAUCAGAAUUUGACGAAACACAGUUCUCUCAGUUCUACAAUCAGCCUCUCAGAUAGAUCAGACAAUAAGACGAAAUUAGAACGUAAAGAACAGAAAAUUGAAGAAGCAUCUCAACAACUUGCUAAUUCCAUUAAACAGUCGCCAAGCACUGCUCCGACGAGUACAGAUAUUACAUCUAUUUAUACCGCUGAUUCCGCCUCGAGUUCGGUACACGGUUUACAUUAUGGACAUUGUGGAAUUGAUGUCAAUCAAUUGAAUCUUGAAACACCAGCCACUAUUACCGCCGAUGUGAAUUCUCAGAAUUCUGUUGAUACAGUGAGACCAACAACUGCAGUAGUACAAAAUCCAACACAGCAACCCAACUAUGACUGUACAGUUCAGCAUACCUUGCAGAAUCUACAAACUACUUCAAUAUCAGCUACCAGUCCUACAGUACCUCAAAACAACAUCCAAUUAGUUCAGAAUCAGAACUCUACACAACAGUUACAUCAAAAUUCCUCUAGUAAACGUCAAGUUCAACAACAACGUAGCAAUAGAAGUAAUACACCAUCUUCUACCAAACAGCAUAAUGUUAGCAGAUCGACACCUCCCAGUGCCACACAAAACAGGCAGAGAGCGACACCUCCUUGUAAUACUCAACAAUUGCAACAGAUGCAGGUCAGCCCGACAGCACAGCAUACUACCAUGCAACAUCAGCAUCAUAAUUCGCAACAGUUACAACCUCAUUUACAUCAUCAAGUAGCUGUACACCAAGGCUAUCAAUAUCAAAUAGGUCCAUCGGCGGUUCAUCAGCAUCCGCACGUACAUCAUCACGCCGUUAUUAGCCAAGCAAAUUAUAUCCCACUGGCAGUAACAACACAAGCAUUUCCAUCCACUAGUACCUGCGUAAAUAUACCGCCCAUGACGACGGUAAUUCAACACGGCAUGAGCUCUACUCCACAAAACGCAGCUAGUCCACUAAAUUCCGUCGGUGCCACUAAUCAAAAAUUAGCCCCCAGCCCAAGCUGUGCUGUAACAACAGGAACUAACUUUUACAUACAAACAAAUCCCCAUAAUCAUUCAACAACGCCUUCUCCGUCACAGCGAGGAAAUACGGGAGGACAACCGGCUAGUGCUAAUGCUAGUUCGAGCAUAGCUAAACUGCAACAGCUAACGAACGGUUUAGACAUGACGCCAGCUCCUUCUUGUCAAAUAAUGACCCCUCCUCCAGCUACAAUGACAUUGACUCCACCCCCGACACAUUUACACGCAACUCCACCGCCUCCUCAUCAAAUGGUACAGAAUCAAACUGUUCGAAAUUUGACUCCUCCGUCCGGUUUACCGCCUAAUCUUCAACAACAAGUUUUGGGUUAUCACAAAUACUAUCAGACAAAUAUGAAUGUUAAUCAAUUGAGUGGUACCGUAACACCUCCUAUCGGUCAAAAUCUCGGUAGAACUAGUAGGAAUAGUACAAACGUAGCUACUAUGCAACAUAUGCAGACUUACAAUAUGAACAGUUAUCCUAUGCCCACACAGCAAACACCCGGUGCUGUUACUAGUUAUAUAGCGAACACUGGUUUUAUAAACAAUCAAAUUCCUAUGCAGAUGAUGAAUAUGGCGCAAACUCAGUAUCAAGAUCCAGCCGCUUUACAGAGGGCGCAACCACAAAUGUAUAGAACUUAUAUCAAUGGUAUGUUGCAACCUCUAAAUAGUACGAUGAGACGUUAAUGUACUACAGGUUUGGUUCAUUUACCCAGUGAUUAAUCAGUGUGCUUUAUAGGCCAGUAUUUUACAUCUAUUUUUUAUUUAUGCUGCUAAAUCCUGAAACAGUAAUUCAAGCGAGCAACCAGUAUAAACACAGGAUCUCACUGCUCCAUUCUGCGGGUAUCUGUUUUUUUCUAAAACUUUUUAAAUUAAUAUUAAGGAAGUAUAGGUUUAGCUGGGGUAAUUGUAAACGAUUUUGUCAUAUUUGGAAAUCACAAAAAUUUAAUAUCUUACCGUUGGCUUUUUUUUUCGAUGGUGUAAAUUUUUUCUUCAUCAGCUUUUAUUAGAUUCAUCGUUUUUACUUCAUAGGUUACUGUUGACUUUAUUGCUAUUCUUUAGAUUUUUAUUUUAGUAUGCUCGCUAGCCUCUUUUGAAUAAUUUCAUCUCCUCUUCAUUAUCGUUGUUAACUGUUAGACCAAGUAUAUAAAUUGUUAACUAGUCCGCAUAUUAUUUGAAGGAAUAUAUGGAAAGUAAUUGAGUUUCAAAAUGUAAAUUUUCUCCAUUGUUAUUUGAAACAGUUUCAAUAUUUCAAUACUUUGAUGUUUUAAAAGAUUUAAAAUUUCUUUUUGAAACUAAUUUUUUUCAUUAUUACAGCGAUUUUGAAAAUAUAACCAAAGCCUUGCAAAUUUAAAUUCCAUCUAUCCAUAAAUGGAAAUAUUUUUUAGAUGCUUAGUGCUCAUUCAGAAAUACUGCGGCUUCAUCUUUUAGUUUAUUUUACAAUUUUUAUCACAACCCAGUUGAAUUUUUCUACAACCCAUCGCUGGGUCGCGAUCCACACUUUGGGAAACGUUGCUGUAGAAUAAAAUUUUUAAAAACAUGCAUGUACUGGCCUAUUAAACAAUAUAGUCUAUACUCGAACUAAAAACAAAUUAAUAUUGCCUUAAAUUAUUUUAUUUCAAUAUUGAAUACAUUGGGCUGUGCUGGCUUAGGAUCUGCUCAUAAAUGUAAAUAGCGAUUGUUUAUUACUAUACAUAUUUUAGUAUACCAUUAAUUUUAAGUAUUGAGUUUAUAAUCAAACAUAUUUGAUGAUAUAACAAAAUGCAUCAAAUAAAACCCACCAAUAAUCUCAAUUAGAGGCCAAUCUUUGAUAAGCAUUGUGAGUAGUGCUUAUCAUAAUAUAUUCAGUAUUCAAAUCUUAAUAGUAUUCUCAUGUCUGUUCAAAUUGGAUUACCAAGACUUUUAAUACCAUAUGCAGUUACCGGAGUUGAAUUUAUUUUUUCACAUGUAAAUUUGGUAUAAAAAAUUUUUUUGUAACCAAAAUAAUCUUCUUAUCCCCUACCGUUCCAGGUUGUUUAUGUCUUUCUAUUUCUCAUUUUAUCUGAAAUCUUUCCAAUAUUAAUUUUCUUACAUGGUCCAUAAAUUUUAUUUAGAUUCUUAGCUUCUGUUUCUACAAUAAUUUCUUUAUCAUUACCUUUGACGAGAGAAAAGUAAUGAGAUUUAUUUUUCACAAGGACUCAAAUCAAGAUUCUUGGUUAUUGGCAGUCUUCUAAAUGUACACAUUUCUUCGAUACUCCUCCUGUUUAGUUGUGAAUUUUUGAAGCAUUGUUUUGGCCCAAAUUUUCCUCAUGUCCAAAUUUGAUGUACAGUUAAAGUACUGAGAGUCAUUAUCCUUCUUAUUAAACAAGGUCUAAUCUGGUAAUAAUCCUCGCAAUUUAAUUUUUUUUGCCAGAUUUGUCAACGUCUUCUCUGGCUUUUCAUCAUCAGAAAAAUUGUGUUCUUGAUAAACAAUUUUUCCUAUAAGCUUGUUUCAACUUUUCAGUAGUCUUAGGUUACUAAGUGAGUACUAAUAUAUAUAAUAUACUUGAUUGCAUGAAGUUGUUCUAAAUUCCAACACUCCAUUUUUUUAAUAUACUGUGAAAAAUAUUGUGUCAGCUGUAAUUAGCUGAAACUGAAAAUUUAAAACGAUCAAUAAACUGAUAUAUUUAAGUCCGGUAGCAGAACGUGACUAAAUUUCUCGUACUGUCCUCGUAUAUUUUCUUUAUAAACCUUUUAAGUAUUAAUAUUCGAUUCAUCCAUUCAUUUUAUCAAGAUUCUGGUCCGUACCUACUCUUCAUUAAUUUUAUGGAAUUUAAGUAUCUAUUUUCCCUCAUUUCCAUUUACUUACGGGGACACCAUUUUCUUCCGAAUUUAUAUUUAAAACUGUUUCGGACUUGGAAUUAAAACUGUUUUUUCUCAAAACUAAAGUUCAGUGUAUUAUAGGUUAUUAUAAGCUCUUGUUGAAUUUUUACUAUCAAAAGGAUUGAUUUAACAGUAAAAGUUCUUUUAACCUGUAACUGAUUGAUAAAACUGUAUGCGUAUGAACUCAAGUUUAAAAUUGACGCACCACUAUAUAUUUUGUAAUGUUUACAUUGUUUAUUUUAUUUGCAAUUAUUAUAUUGUGGUGAAAUUAAACACCAAAAUGUACUAACUUUAAUAUAUUUCCGAGCUUUAGAAUACUUAUGUAUCAUUCAUCUGGCAAUUAAGUAUUCAAGAAUAUUAGGCUUAUUGAAAUUCGAAAGUUCGGAAAUAUAUUAGAGUUAGUACACUGUCGUGUUCAAUUUCGCCAUAAUCCCACUGAGAAAACGCUCAUAAUCUAACUGACAAAGCUUUCGUUCCAAUUCAUUAUACAUAUAAAUAACAAAUAUAUUUAAAAAAACCAAUAAAUUGGGGAUUGCAGCAAAUUUGGAAAAUGAGAACUAUUUAUUAAGCUUUCGGAAAGUGUUCUUCCCAUCAUCAGGGAAAGUUCAAUUCCUCGUUUUCCGCAAAAAAAUGUCCUCCACUUUUUCUAAGCCUUUUUGAACAUGUUCCUUAGUAAGUAGUCUUUAUAUGAACGCGAAUUUUAUACCCAAAAUAAAAAAAAACCUGCUUCUAAUCUUUUAAGAUGAGGUGAAAUUGAUCACUGUAAUUAUGAUCAAUUUGCCCCUAUAUACCUGAUUAAUCUGACCCCAGUGCUACACUGAUGCAAAAAUUAUGUUGAUACCAAAUUCGCCUUGCUUCAAAUAUAUUGCUCUUAAGACAUGAAGGCUUAGGCGCUUUCCAAGUAAGUAUUAACAUUUUCAUAGAUUUUUGUCAAAGUUCCAGAUGUUCACUUUCAGAUACAAGAUAAUAGAAAACUAUCAGUAGCGGUACUCUAAAAGGUAGCAAUCAGAAUAUCGUGGACAAUCACUGAUCCAAUCCCUUUCGGUGUAGAUUAAUUUGACUUUUAGUCCCUUUACAGCCUUGAUCAUGCUUUCUCUGGUCAAAUAACGCAUACUAAUCGAAAAAUUGAAGCUCUUACUAUAAUUGCUUAUGCAAAAUGUACCAUUUCUCUUUAUUCCUUGUUAAUCCUAGUCAUUAAAAUACAUUGUCUUGAUGAAACACUUUCUUCUUAGCCAAACGCUGUAGUUUUUGCACACAGCUUUCUCAUGUCCAAAUUUUCAGUUAAUAUGCGAUGUACCGCACUUUUUGAAAUGCCUACUAUGUCUGCUAACUCACGCACUUUCAGUCGAGGAACAUCCGGUACCGCUUUGUCGAUUUCCCUGAACAUUUAUGGAGUCGUCACCUCAUUUGGUCAACCACUGCGAUUCUGGUCUUCGCAGGUCGUAUGGCCGCGCUUAAACUCUGCUAACCAAUAUUUUACUGUUGAUAACGAAGGAGCAGUUUCACCCAGAGUAGAAUCUAGGUCAAUUUCUAUAUUAGUUUGGCUAAUACCUUUUAAAUAAAAGUUACUUCUUACUAACCACUUUGCUUUAGAGAAUCAACAGCAAAAUACGGAACUUGUCAUGUCUUAUUAUGUGGCCCAAAAUACUUCAAUUUCGGUUUCUCUGUACUGUAAAGACAACUCCCUUCUUUUUCCUUUUCUGCAUAACUUCCAUGUUGUUGAUGGGAUCCAUCCAGGAUAAUUCCAAAAUAUGCGGAUAUAUCCACAUUCUAAGAGAUUCUAGUUAUUUUGAAGUAACCUCGGUUGUGGUCCAAGCCUCUACACCAUAGAACAGAACAGAAAAUAUGUAGCAGCUGACUCGUCUCAAUUCUAAUCUACUCUCAAUUUGUAUAGUUUCUUCAUGUACACCGAAACCACAUCUACUUUACCCCAACAAAUUUAGGUGAUAAAACUUUAUGAACAACAUGAAGAAACUAUACAAAUUGAGAGUAGAGUAAAAUUGAGAUGAGUCAACUGAUACUGAUAUUAUCUGUUUCGUUCUAUGGCUUGGACCACAACCAAGGCUACUUUAAAAAUAAUAGAAUCUUUCGACUUUCAGCUGAAAGUAGAUAAGCCAUCGAUAUUUUUUUAAUAAUAAAAAUUUGUAAGAAAAUAUAAGUGGUGGGUUUAUUUUAGCCAGGAGUUUAUUAUACCUAGUAGCUUGUUAUUUUUUAAUCCUUUAAAUCCCUCUACAGCAUUCGGAAAUCUUUGUUUCGUUCUCGUGUCAAUUAAUAAUUUAAUAAAUUACACAUUGGUCUUAGAGGAAGAGCCAAUGACCUAUUUUAGGUGGUCAUGAAACUUUCCACAAUAAAUCUUCUUUAAGGGGGGUAAGAAUUAAGACUUAUUAUUCACAGUAUCAGUCCUAAAAUUUUAGGAAAUUAGUUUUGACUUCAUGGAAUUUUUGUCAGAACAUUUAAACCUAUUUAGUAAUUUCUUCAGUCUUGAAAUUUUAACAGAAUAUAUAAAAUAUAUGAACAAUGCCAGAAUGAAAAACGUCUCCGUGCUAGUGCAAGUAAGAUAGGGAUAUGGAAACUUGCGGGUUAGUGAGAGAAUGCGGUAGAUUUCUCUUAAUCUUGUUGAAACAUUACUUAACAGAAAUGUUUCUCUACCCUUGACAUGAAUAUUCUCUAGGUCAUUGUCAGAAGCGUUUUUUUUUAGUAGACGCAGUUUUCUCUAUUUUUUUCUUCACAUUUUGAAGGCCGCAACACAGAGUAGAGAUCUUCUAACGGGUUGGAGUAUCGCAUACGAUUCAACGUCUCAGUAGUCGUACACGAAUAUUUAUGGAGUACAGUUCAGUUUUACUUAUGCUAUCAGAAUAAAUUUCUUAUACUAAAAAUCGCACUAAAUAUUUUGUAAAAUACUGUCUACAAAUUCGAGUAUAAACAAUUCAAAAGUUUCGGGGACUACAUUGAUACGUAUGUUGAUUGUUGUUGAGAUAUUAGAGCAUUGAAUUGAGUUAAUUAGAGACACGGAUGAUUCUGUAUUAAUUGAGGAUCCCAGCGACCAAUAUGAUGAAGACUAUCAAACAACUGAAUAAUUUCACGAACCGAACUUUUAUAUAUCUUACUAUUUAUAUUAGUAUAGUAAGUUAAGUUUAAGUUAAUCUUAAAUUGUAUAUAUUAUUACAAACAACUUUUUCUUUUCUCCUGUACAACUUCUAUUUUGCUCUCUAUAAGCGCUCUUUUUCUAUAUUUCUAUUUUACUUGCAUUUGCACGGAGACGUUUUUCGUUCUGGCAAAUCAUUGGUGAUGGAAUUUCGUUGUGGCAUUUUAAAUUGGGAAUUGUUCAUAUUUUUAUAUCUUCUGUUAAAAUUUCAAAACUUAUGAAAUGAUUAAACUGAAUGGAUAUGACAAAGGCACACAAAAUUUUUAAAUUUUUUGCAAAAAUAUUUUGUUUUUGAACCUAUUUUACAAAAGAAACAUCUUUUUCUGGUCCCUGGUUGGAUGUCUUCAUCUAUGGAGGAUUCUCCUGUUCGAGCAACUUUGUCUCUUACCGUUCUGGGAAUAUUUGUUUCUUAUGAACGUCGCUCCAGAUGUUUUCUUGUCAAUGAUAUUCCAACAUCUCUUAGAUAUAAUCUACUCACAGUCUUAUAUGUUUUAUUAUGACACGCAAAAAUAAUUCGGGAAUUUACCAUUUACCAAAUAACCAUCGGCUACCUCCUGGUAUUCCUGGCAAUUUAUCUACACCUCCCUUGGUAUAAUUAUAAUAGGUUUACAUUUUUCUUUUGUAGAUGGAUCAAUCAUAUCAUCAUGAUGUAAACUGGAUAUAGGAUUGACAUUUCCAAAUUUUUUUUGGUGUGUAAGACACAAUAGUGAUGUCUUUUUGAAAUCCAAAUAUCGAAGAAAAUUAAAGGCGAGCUCUGAUACUGGUAAAUUCAGUUGCCAAUUCUCUUUUAUUAUUAUUUUUUAUCGUUCCUACAUAUUUUGUGCUCGCUAAUUAACUUUUCCACCAAUCCACCACUGGUAAACCAAUUAUAAGAUUACGAUUAGUCCCAGAUAUAGAUCCCAUUAGCCUCUAUACUAUAUUUUGUGGUUUAUUAGGUCAUUCAUAUAGACCCUCAGGUUGCUUUUCAACAUAUACCUCCAUUUUGGAAGCAUAAGAUGUAGAGGAAUCGUCUAGGGCAUAAAUUUUUAUUUCGGAUCUGUUAGGCUUACUUGGAAUAUACUGCUCGAAAUCAUAUCGCCCUAUAAAUGCCUCGAGCUUUUCAUCCAACGUUGUGCUUGUUCCAACUGUAUUGUUUUUAACAAAAAGGUCAGAUAGGCUUCUGAUUGGAGUGUCUCAUUUCUUCUCUUGUUGUCGAAUUGUCGAAACGAAGGCACCGUACAAGAAAAUGAAAUCGAUCGUGAGACAUAAUUAACCAAAAGCGUUCGUUUCUCUACCAUAGCUUUUUUGUAUUAAGUCUUCCAAUUUUGAGAUAAGUAAGGUAGGUGACCCAAAUAAGGCCUACCUUUUUUUUAUUGUAUAACUAGCGGAUUUAUAAUAAUAAUGCACUGGUAAUUUGAAAUACUUAUAUCUAUUUAUUGAACUUUGUAAUAAAGAAAACAAAAUUGCUUUAAAAACAAAAAUCACACUUUUGUGAAAAUAAAUUAUUAAAAUGUCACUUUGGCCUUAUUGGGAGCCAUGUGUCUUAAUAAAGUCUUAAUAAAAACAAGCAAACAAUGAACUUCUAAAUGAAUAUAAAACGUUGUCAAUACUUAUAUUAAAUCUAAUGAGAUCAGAUUUAAAGAGUGAAAUUAUUAUUCAGCCUUUUUUACCUUUUUUUUUAAACAAUCUCCUGAACAGUAAAAUAUUUUAUCAUCGGGUGUGAGUCCAACACACAACUCAUGAUACCAAACCGCACAAGUAAGACAUUGUCGCAUAUCAUCAACUCGAUCUUUACAAGCUGGACAGUACUAAGAAUCGUGUUUAUUAUCGUGAUGUUUUGGUUUAGAUUCCGUAAGCUUAUCUGAUAUCAAAGAAGCAGUCUUUACUGACGUUCGCUUUCGCGUUGCAGCAACUGCAGGUUGUGCAGAUGUGCAGCCAGUAACAGGUUGAUUUUGGUGUCUUUGUAUUAAUCUGGAUCAUGGACGAAGUACCAGGAACAUCUUCUACUCUUGACGAUGGUACAGAAAUCUGUGAUGUGGAAUUCAUAGCACUGUCACCAAACAAAUCUUUUGUUACCUCUUGAGCCCUGUAAUUCAGAGACUUCUUGCGUGGAGCAGUCGCUACAACUUUAAACUUAGGAGUUGGUAAAAAUUUAUGAAUCUCACACGUGGUUGAUUGGCUGUCUAUCUUCAGUGGAGUUCCAGCAUACGGAUUGUCUUUUGAGAGCAAGGACAGUGGCAAAUUAUCUGUAUCUGUGUCUGACCCAUCUGAAUCUUCCACAUUUGCAGUUGAAAUCUCUUGUUCUCCUUAUUCUCCUGGGUUAUAUGGAUAUAACCCUGUAGCGCGAAAUCCAUUCGAGAUAUUAGUAAUAGUCAUACAUUUCGGCCAUCUUUGUGAGAGGAUGGCAUUGAAGCUUGUCUUGUUAAGGUUUCGUUCGGGUUGCUGACUGACCUAUUUAAUCAACUCUUGGUUCCAAUGGUGUUCAAAAGAACGAUAAACAGAUUUAUCCAUGGGCUGUAACUCAUGCGUGGUAUUUGACGGAAGACAAUAUAAAGUAAUGCCACAUUUUUCAGCUUCCUCCACAAUAGUGAAGUCCAGGUGGCAUUUUGCACCAUCAAAUAUGAGGAGACAUGGCCCUGAUGUUCUGUAUUUAUGCAAAUGAUUAAUAAACUCUAUGAAAGUUUCUGUCGUCAUACUUCCUUUUGGCGUCAUCUUCACCAGAGAGCCUGGAGGUAAAUUGUCUUGGAAUUCUUGCUUUAGUCUCUUACCUUUGAACAAUAUCAUUGGCGGAAUAGCUGAUCCUAUAGCAUUUCCGCAGCCCACCACAGUUACACUUUCAGCAUGUUCAUUCGCUAUUUGAUGAACUCUUUUUCUUCCUUUGGCUGUCAGAACUUCCUGUUGAUGGUGAAGAGAUAUGCGACAAUUUUUCCAUCGAUGUUGUAAAUGCUUAGUAUUUUAGUAUUUUACUGUGAUACUUUUCUAACUGACAUAAAACAAUGUCCUAAUAAGGCCUGUACCUGUGCCCUUAUAAGGCCUACGCAUUUUUUUUGUAGGCUUUAUUAGGGCAUGGCACAUGGGUAAACAAAACAACAAUUAUAUGGAAAUAUACCGAUAUUACAGCUUUUUCACUUACGUGAGGGGAUGAAUGCACUAUAAUUAUCCUAUAAACAAAACACAGCACACCGUGUACAAAUAAAAAUACUUACUGUUUACGCUACCAGAAGGUUCCGACACGUUCGCGGCACGGGCCCCUUGCUGUGCUUGUGGGUGUUAGUUAAUGUACAUGCACACAUCUACCCAUGUUGGCGGCAAUUUUAAAUCAUGAAGCGGGAAAUUUUAAAAAUAGGCCUUAUUAGGACAUAGGCUUUAUUUGGGUCACCCACCUUAGACCAAGAAAAACUUUAAUUCACAUAGGUCCGUGAAUUUUCCUCUUCUUUGUUUCUUUCUUGUGUUAAUUUAGAAAUGUCCAUAUUUGUGUUUUCCACUAUAAGGCCAAACAUUUCAUCUGUGAAAAAUAGUGAUCGACAUUCUAUAGCUGUUUUGGCGUUUUUGCCACAGUUUCUGACGCCUGAUCAUCGAUGGAUGAUAUUAGCUCGUACUGUUUUGUUUGGACAAUGUUUUUUCCAUCGUGUGGUUCCAUUACCAAUAAAAGUUGGUAUUUCCAAGAAUUUUGCAAGGAGUUUUUUCUCCUCUUCCUCAUAGUUAUUACUUAAUUAUGAUACAAAAUAUUUAUCCUAACUUACCGUAAAAAAAUAAAACAAGCCUGAACCGUCGGGUAGUUAAGUGUCUUCUUGAGGUUUGUUUUCAUAUCAAACUGCUGGUAUGCGGUAGGUGCAGUCGGUGAGGAUGUGCUUAACAGACACAGGAACGUCACAACUUUGGCAGACAGUACGACUUUCUGACGUGAGUAAGUUUUGUGUGGUUGAUGAGGAGUCUUCUUCUUGGCACAGCUCCUCUCCUAUUCAAAAAGUUUAGGGAGAGGUGAGAAGUAGAUGAGUGGAUGUUAUGUAAUGCUGUAGUACUCUUGCUCCAUAUAUUGCGUCAAGAGGCUUUUGAAGUUAGUUAGUUCAUUGGCAAGCUGAACUGGGAUUUCAGGAGGAUUCUUUGUGGCCCCUUUGGCAUGGCGAUCUGCAGAUUCGUUUCCAGCAAUUCCAGACCAGAUGAGAAGACGUGAAUGUUUUGGACUACUCGGUGAAUAUGGUUGUAAUUGACAGUAUGAAUGAAAGACUGAUGAUGAAUGAAUGAUUUCGUGGUUUUUAGUGUCUGCGCAACCGACACCGGAUUUAGCUUUGGAGGCAUCCGUAUAGAGAAUUAGGUCGAAGGAUUUUUUAUUCAGAAUUUCCAAGAAUGCUUUCUCUACAAGGACGCUAGGGGAUUCAUGUUUAUUGUAAAUGGUAAGUAAGAUAUCUACUAUGGGAAUACUUUUGGUCCAAGCGGGAGAAGGCAAAAAGAGGUUGGUAUUUUGGAGUAGAGGUGAAAGCAGUUGAGGAAUAGAAUUUAUAAUUGUUCGUGAGUUGGUAGGUACGGACAUGGUGGUAAUUAGCGAAUGGACAGGAUUAGAAGGAUUGGAAAAUACUAUACCAAAAUUAAAAUAAUUCAAAAACUCAAAUAGACACACAACCACAAAUUGUGUCGAACGUCGGGUCUAAGAGACUUCACCCCACCCGCAAGGUUAAAAAUAAUUAUCACGUUCUGUUAGCAAUUAGAAGAGGUGUAAAUGUUUUGGUAAAAAUUACAUGAAAUCGAAAUUAUCUCAAAAGAAAUUUCCCAAAAUUUAUUUGCUGAUAAUUUAACUAAAAUGAGUUUUUAUACUUACUUACUACUCUUGGUUAUCGAAACGCGCGUCAGUGUAAUUGUGAGUGUUGAUAUAGUGGUAGUGUGAACAGUGUGUUCAUUAUGAAUAUCACCAACGGUUCCAGAAAUGCCAACUAAGUAUUUGAUAUCCUCUUAUGUAUAAAUGAAUAAAAAAUUGUAAAUUUUCCUUGGAAACGUUUUUUUAUUGGAAAAAAACUGGGGAAAAUUAGUUCAAACAGACAUUUUUAUUAGGUGUAGUAGAUUUCUUUUAAAUUCGGUCUUUUGAAUGUUGUAUAAAUUAUGAAUAUAUUUGCUUGUAAAUAAUUGUUAAAUUUUGUUAUAAAUUGUUCUCUCAUUGUUUUUUUUUUACUCUAAAAUAGAGCCAUAGGUAACCUUGUAAUUAUUGUACCUAUAAAGAGAAAUAUUGUAAAAUCAAAAACGGCUUUUGUACAGUUUUGUGAGCCGGAAAAAAUAAUCAUGUUAUCAGUAACUCAGUUACUUUUCGGUUGUGUAUAAUCUGUUACUAUUUUAUCAAUUUCAAUUUAUUUUUUUUUAUUUAGGUUUAAAUCAAAAGUAUAUUUAAGAAUAUUUGUUUUUUAUCACGUUUUCACUUCUUUGUAUAGCACUGUGAUUAGAUUUUUCUGUUUUGUACUCUUAAUAAUCUAUUAUAUUAUAAUAUUGUAAAUUUCAGUUUGUGACAAAAUCCUGAAAAUUAAAAAGAAUGUUAGUUUU